This is a messenger RNA of Oncorhynchus keta (chum salmon), 1258 nucleotides long. Its product is annotated as troponin I, fast skeletal muscle-like. Gene Ontology annotation, cellular component: troponin complex. Bases 530 to 1048 code for a protein of 172 amino acids. The transcript is spliced from 7 exons. NCBI's taxonomy places the organism in Eukaryota, Metazoa, Chordata, Actinopteri, Salmoniformes, Salmonidae. The record is from RefSeq and is a predicted model, not a curated record. Gene Ontology annotation, biological process: muscle contraction.
CACUUGUUUAAUUAGAUUCCAACUUCAAUUCGUAGAGAUUUUUUGAAAUAACAUUUCUAUACAGUAUUGAUUACACAUUUAGGCAUCCAAAAGGAACUGAAAGUCAAUUUUUGUCCAAUACUUACAUUUGCUAUCCAUGUUGCCCGUGAAUAUCACAGACAUAGAAUAACCACUCAUAUCUAUAAUUACUUUCCCAAUCGCUCCCAUACUGUACUGUAAUUCUAUACUCACUAGCCAGAGCAACAUACAUGUAUUUUCUUGGAAGACAUCUUGAAGGAAAUAAUAUGAGGUGAACAGGGUUGGGCAGAGUGUAUUUCAGGAGCUCGAUGUUCCAUUGGUCUGACACGGAAACCACUUCCAUAAAGAGGACCCAGUGCUUCUGCUGAUGUAUCAUCCAACACCAUAUAUACCGUGUUUCAUGUUUCACUGCCUGUUGCUUGCCACUGUGCUAGUCUUCCCUUCUUCCUCCAGGUGUGUCCAGCCCUCUUCCUCUUCCUUUCAUAGGGUGUGAAGCACAACAACAGCCAAGAUGUCAGAAAAAAAGAUGACGUCGAGUCGCAGGCAUCAUCUGAAGAGCUUGGUCCUCCAGAUAGCAUUUGAGCUGAUUGAAGUGGAGAAAAAGGAGGCUGAGCAGGUGAAAAACAAUUUCAUGGCUGAGAUCCCUAGCCUGGAUUUGUCUGGAGAUCAAGCGGCGCUGAUGGAAAUGCUCAAAAAGAUGGCCCAUACCAUUGACACGAUUGAUGAGGAGAGAUAUGAUGCAGAAGCAAAAGUGAUGAAGGCUGACAAAGAGAUUGAGGACUUGAAGAUGAAAGUGAUUGAGAUCCAGGGCAUGAAGAAGCCAGCCCUGAAGAAAGUGCGUAUGUCUGCUGAUGCUAUGCUCCAGGCUCUGCUGGGCACCAAGCACAAGGCUUCCAUGGAUUUCAGAGCGAACUUGAAAGAAGUGAAGAAGGAGGUCAAAGAGGAGGCGGCAGAUGCAGUUGGUGACUGGCGCAAGAACGUUGAUGAACAGGCUGGCAUGGACGGCAGGAUGAAAAAGUUUCAGGGUUAAACACAGCUGUCUUUUGUUGUAUUGUGGUACAGAGAUGGAUUUAUAUGACGUUGUUAGGAAUCCCUGCAGGGAGAGGAUCUUUGAUCCGAAAUGCUGUUAUUUUUUUUAUACUGUAGCUGUUCAACUAUUUGACACUAUGGUUUUGGAUCUCUUUCUCUCUCUGUCUCGCUCUCUCUGCCAAAUAAAACAAUAAAAAAUGUUUAAAAAGCU